Molecule: messenger RNA, 616 nt
Organism: Diabrotica virgifera virgifera (western corn rootworm)
Lineage: Eukaryota; Metazoa; Arthropoda; Insecta; Coleoptera; Chrysomelidae
Product: small integral membrane protein 14
Exons: 5
Coding region: 220-528 (102 amino acids)
Cellular component (GO): endoplasmic reticulum
Source: RefSeq, a predicted model, not a curated record
CUGCAAGACGUUACUGUCAUUGUCGUGUGUCAAAGCAAUAUGUUUGACAGUUUUGCCUACGCAAAUAAAUAAACAAGGAAAUACCAUUUUAUUCUACAUGGAUUUACUUUAGUUGAAUUUAGGUGCAGUCGACAUUACUCCAAACAUUUAUUUUAAAUCAGCAGAUAUUUCAUUUUAAAUUAGAAGCCACUAUCAACAGGUACCCAAGAACACAAGAAAAUGAGUAAUGAAGGAUUUGACCCUUGCCAGAUAGUUCGAGGAUUAUGGGAACAUGAAAUGUCUAUGAGAAGGCUCCUGGAUGUGUUGAGGAACUCCCAGUCCUACUGUACUGAUAAUGAAUGUCUAGAUGUUGGAACUAGUUCCUCGACCGCCAACCCAGAUUACAUGUUGCUGGUAGUACUCGCUAUGUUCACUGCAGUAUUUUUGUACUAUUUCCGUCCAGGCUCCCAAACUGUCCACGGAGACUCAAAACCACGCAACAAUGGCAACAAUUCUGAUGGUGCCCCACCAAGUUCCACCUCCAAUUAAACUUCUUAGAAGGUAAACUAAUUAGGCAAAAAACUAUCCUUAUCUUUGGGGUACGGUAUUUUGGUUUAAAUAUACACAUAAAAAUAUU